Messenger RNA from Cyanistes caeruleus (blue tit), 631 nucleotides. The record is from RefSeq and is a predicted model, not a curated record. NCBI's taxonomy places the organism in Eukaryota, Metazoa, Chordata, Aves, Passeriformes, Paridae.
UCCCCAGGCGUGACCUGGCCAUGCCCCCACAGGGCAGCCUGGAGGAUGGCCGGAUCAUCGACUCCUCACUGAGCCGGGAUCCCCUCCAGGUGGAGCUGGGCAAGCACCAAGUCAUUCCCGGUUUGGAGCAGAGUCUGCUGGACAUGUGUGUGGGGGAGAAGCGCAGAGCCAUCAUCCCCCCUCACUUAGCCUACGGCAAGCGGGGCUCCCCGCCCACCAUCCCAGGUGACGCUGUGCUGCGGUUCGAGGUGGAGCUGGUGGGGCUGUCCCGGGCCAGUUACUGGCAGAAGAUGGUGAACGAGGUGGUGCCACUGCUGUGCCUGGGGCUGGUGCCGGCACUGCUGGGGCUCAUUGGCUUCCACCUGUACCGCAAGGCCAGCAGCCCCAAGCUCUCCAAGAAAAAGCAGAAGGAGGAGAAGAGAAACAAAGCCAAAAAGAAAUAAAACCUUCCUCUUGGCAUCUGUGGCUGCUCCGUGGCUGCUCUUCCUGAGACAGAGAUGGGCACAGAGCAGUGGGAAGGGGCUGUGCACCCAUCAGGUCCCUGCCUGCUCCAGGGCCUCGAUGGGUCGUGUCAGACCUGAGCGGGAGGUGACAGACUCAAUGAAUCCCAGAAAUAAGAUCCUGGAGCACA